This is a messenger RNA of Aspergillus bombycis, 2460 nucleotides long. RefSeq names its product isochorismatase family protein family. The transcript has a single exon. NCBI's taxonomy places the organism in Eukaryota, Fungi, Ascomycota, Eurotiomycetes, Eurotiales, Aspergillaceae. Gene Ontology annotation, biological process: DNA repair; DNA alkylation repair. Gene Ontology annotation, molecular function: dioxygenase activity. Gene Ontology annotation, cellular component: nucleus. The record is from RefSeq and is a predicted model, not a curated record. Bases 1 to 2460 code for a protein of 819 amino acids.
AUGACUUACUUAUCCCGACUCGGUAAUAUACCUAUCAUCCAAACCCGGAAAGCGUUGCUUCUCCUGGACUUUCAAAAUGACUUUGUGCGACAGUCGGGAGCUCUGUAUGUUGCCAACACUGCCGACUACUUGGAAACGCUCCCCCAGUUAGCGAGCGCGUUCCGUCGGACUGGCGAAGUCAUCUGGGUACGCACGCAAUUUGAGUCGUGCCGACCAUGGAUCGGCCCAGACGAGCAGGAAUAUGUCGUGUUGGCCCCCGAGACGGCUACCAAACGACUUCGGUCGGAUAAACCCCCAGGCCCAACAAGCGUAGAUCCCCAAGCCCCCGUGGAUGAGGAGGCUUUUCUGUCGAGCGAAACAUCAAAAUGUUGUCGCCCGCAGACGCCAGGCGCACAGUUCCCCGCGCCUAUUUUAGCCGCCAUUGAUGCCGAGUCGGACACCCUGGUAGACAAAUCGGACUACUCCGCCUUGCAAAGCCAAGGGCUAAUUCUGUCCCUCCGCACUCGCUUUGUGACGGAAUUGUAUCUGUGCGGUUCUCUGUGUAACGCGUCGGUGUAUGCCACCGCUCUCGAUGCCGUUCGGCACGGCUUCUCCGUCACCCUGAUCGAGGAUUGCCUUGGUUUCCGCAGCUUCCCCCGCUAUGAAGAAGCAAUGCGACGCAUGGCCGACAUAUUCGGGGCCAAUGGCAUUACGACGGAGGAACUCUACGAAGAGCUCGAUUGGCAGGAAACCGACGCCAUCGCACGCAAAGGCGGAAACAGACCGGUUCGGAAUGCUACUUCCUCCGGGAUUGAAGGGGUCAUGGAUGAUCUUGACGUCAAGCCCGCCAAACCCGCGAGAAUGGAAGAACCCGAACCAAUGCCGCGGGUUGCCCCGCCCCGUGGUCUUGACGCCAGUCCCGGUGAAGACCCUCUGGAGGAUCAUGAUGAUAUUCUAGCUUCGGUGGCUCGUACCCGCCACAGUCGAGCGGCGGAGAAGGCGCAGAAGGCGCGCGUAAAGGCGCGCCGGACGCAACGAGUAGAUUCGAAACCCGAAUCCACAUCGCGCACUGAAGGUCGACGAAGCACGAAGUCCAAACCAUCGCGUGAUAUCCGCAAACCGGGGGAUGCGAUCGGGGAGGGCGAUUCGCGUAUCGUCUAUGAUUUGGAUCUUCCCGCCAGUGCUUUUGAACAGAUCCGCACGGAGGUAGCCUGGCAGAAAAUGUACCACAUGUCCGGAGAGGUUCCGCGUCUCGUCGCCGUUCAAGGGCAGCCACUGUCGGAUGGCUCCAUCCCCAUCUAUCGUCACCCUGCCGACGAAUCGCCGCCAUUGCAGCCCUUCACGACCACGGUGGACCGAGUACGCAUGAUCGUGGAACGCAUCCUGCGGCAUCCCCUGAACCAUGUCCUCAUUCAGCUCUACCGUGACGGGCAAGACCGUAUCUCAGAGCAUUCAGACAAGACUCUGGACAUCGUCCGUGGAUCAUCGAUCUGCAAUGUCAGCCUUGGCGCGCAGCGGGUGAUGGUCCUCCGUAGCAAAGCGCAAUCCCAAGAGGCCGAAGAGGGGGAGUCCAGCCGGGCGACACAGCGGGUGCCGAUGCCCCAUGAAUCCCUUUUCAUUCUAGGCGAGAAAACCAAUAUGCGAUGGCUCCACGGCAUUCGUCCUGACAAACGCGCCGACACGGAGAAGUCCAUGGAAGAACGAGCCUACGCAGGCGAGCGAAUCUCGCUCACCUUCCGCCACAUUGGCACGUUCUUGAACCCCGCCGGCGACACGAUCUGGGGUCAGGGAGCUGUGUCCAAAAGUCAGGACCAAGCCAAUGCUGUGAUCCAUGGCGACCCCGCGGAGACGGAGCGGCUCAUUCGCGCAUUCGGGGAAGAAAAUCACGCGAUUGACUUUGACUGGGAUGCCGUCUACGGGGCAGGGUUCGAUGUGGUUAACUUUGUCACUGCGUCGGCGAACAAGCUCGUGGCCGGCGAAGAUGUUGUAGCCAAUCUGCGAGUGUUGCUCUGUCUGAGCGAGCAUGGCAUCCGGUACAAUCUGGAGACACCCAGCAGCGGGAAGAACGCUGGGCCUUUGUAUGUCGAUACGGACGGCACCAAGGUUACUGGGGAUAUCAAUAUUCUAACCCACUUGACCCAGCGUUCUACGGAGUCAAACCGACCCGGGAUAGAGCCAUUGCGUGGAGGUGAUCGAUUCGCGGAGAUUGAUGAACUCUUGAAGAGCUGGCGUGAGCAUCAGAAAGAAGAAGAAGAGGGCCAUCUGCGGGCUUUAGAUACAUGGGAGCGGGCCCUGAUUGGCAAGUAUUAUUUGAACGGGCCCACGUUUGGGCUGGAUGACUGUGCACUUUGGCCGGUCUUGAGGGAGAUCGUACAAGCCCGUGGUCCAUUCUCUGUGAAGGCCUAUCGCAACUUGGCCCAGUACUACCAGCGAGUCGAGAACCGUGGCUUUGUCAAGAAAUCGCUGGAAGAGUUGAGGUAA